Molecule: messenger RNA, 2199 nt
Organism: Acanthaster planci (crown-of-thorns starfish)
Lineage: Eukaryota; Metazoa; Echinodermata; Asteroidea; Valvatida; Acanthasteridae
Source: RefSeq, a predicted model, not a curated record
UGCCAUGGCAACGAUGCUCGAUGGGCUUUAGCGGGGACUUCCCCGAUUUUCAGUCCAAGGCGAACGUACGUGCGGCUAGCCGUCUGCACCUGUACCUCAUAUCGAUCACACGCCCAAUCGGUCAAUACACGGGCGUUACAUUCAGUCUGCAUCGCUCGCGCUUCUCUCCCUUGCACGGGUUAAUUUCGCUGUAUUUUUUUAUUGAAUGGCUAUUCAAUGAUUCCCAGUUGUAUCUUUGCGUAUCGAGAAUUAAUAGUUGCCGCUGCCAGCCUUCCUCGAAUUUCUCAGUGUCAUUGUAGUUUGAAUAUUUGCAUUUCGGUGCUCUUUGAAUUUGGUGGGAACGCAAGUACAACAGCUUGUGCCGCGGAGUGCUUGUCCGGUCGGCCGCAGUUGGACCAAAGUCUGAACUGUGUAGCCUACUUGGACAUUUCAGCGAUGAAUGUUUAUCCCUUCUGAGCAGACGACUUUAUUAGCUUUAUUAACCCGGAGCGAAGGAUUAUCAACUAAACCGUGACAGAGACCUGGUAAUCAAUUCAGCACCAGACUUCCUUGUAGGUUUAUCGUUUAGUUGUGUCAACUGAAAAGCAGUGGAUGAACCGAUGACUGAGUCCGCUUAAUUUGUGGAUAUGAGCACUGCAGCCAUAUUAUCAUGAUCAGCAGAAGCAGCUGCGCGAACAAAACGUGAACUGGAACUUGGGUUGUUGUGCCGUAAAGCUGCUGGUAUCUGGACAGCAUGGCAUCUGUGUGGUCCAUCCCGAAUGCACUGACGUACAUUUGCGUCCUUGGCGUCUACCAUGUGAGCGCUCAGUUCUGUUUGAAGAACUCUGAUGGGAGCAGAAACUGUACUGUUGACAAUUGUGACCCGCCAAAGCUACCUCCUUUCCCAGAUUUAAGGAAGUGCAUCAACAACACAAAUCUUACUGAAACAUUGUCGCCCUGCUUGCCAGAAGUAACAACCACUGAGCAGCCUACUUCAACUUUUGUAGAGACAACAGCAGCUGAAACAUCUUCACCCGACACAGGCGUUUUCAGCACUAUUACAGGGACCAUAACCUACAUGUACAGCACGGGCCAGGGCAGUCCACAGGGCUCACCCCUGACAAGUGAGAUGGAGUCUCAGUCUGUCGUGACUAUUCACACCACAGCCACUCAUCCACCAAUUAGUGCCAGCAUGGCCUCAUCAUGGCCUGGUAGCCAUACAAGUGAAGUAGCUUCAUCCACUGCCACAUCGCCUGGCUAUACCUCAUCCACAACAGAUGUGGGUAAUGCCAUCCCUGUAGGAGAAAAUGUUACCACACCCACGACAGCCACUCCUGGUGCAGGAUUGGAAGUAUGGCUUAUUGUACUCAUUGUCUUCGCCUCUUUACUUGGAGGCUUGGUGAUUUUGUUCGUCGUGUAUUACGUGGUCAAAAAAAAGAAUGACACUUGUAAAGUCCACUGCGAAUCAGAGGCAAAUGAUUCCUCCACGGAUAAAGGUCACCAUUCUACAGACCAGUUAGACAACUCCAACCCAAGAACUGCUAGCGGUGCACAGGUGAUCUUAACGCCACAUGCUGCAGACCCAAUAGAGAGCCAGGACUCCAGAAACAGAACGUUCUCCGCUGGUUCCCAGGCAGGAGACACCUCAUUAUUAGUGGGAGAGUCCGCCGCUACCGGUCAGUCGGAGCCGAAGUCCCAGAAGAAAAAGAAAAAGAAGAGCAAAGAUUCCAAGCAGUUGGAACUAGGCCUCAUUCAAAACAAGGAGAUGGCCUAUGACCCGGCCAAAACAACGGAAGAUGUCUAAUCGGUAAAGGUAUCAGUAUUUUGGAAGGUCAGUGCCUUAACAGCCAGUGACACUCAAGUAUCGCUUAUCNAAGUAUCUGGUCCACUUAACGGACCAAUAAAAAAGGGAAAGCAGGAUAUAAAAAUUUGCUGUGCAGCUCAAAACAAAGAAAUGUUGGCAUACAAAAUUACUAGUUCCAAUUUUUUUACUGUAUACAUUUGAAAAAACGUACAGUACUUUCAUCCAAAUGUUAGUGGUACUAAUGUGGAUGACUUUUCAUCCAAACGAAAAAGGCCGAUUGUAUGAAAUACAAUGAAAUUCAACUUGGCUUGAUUUUGUGAGACUACAUGCACUUAUACAAGGGGCCUUGUGGGGUACCGGAACAAUGGGAAGUACCCCACAAGGCCAGUUUUUACCUUGUGGGGUACCAAAAUUGG